Messenger RNA from Bombus impatiens (common eastern bumble bee), 3381 nucleotides. RefSeq lists its product as uncharacterized. Gene Ontology annotation, biological process: synapse organization. The coding region runs from base 267 to 1301 and encodes 344 amino acids. Gene Ontology annotation, cellular component: neuron projection membrane. The transcript has 8 exons. NCBI's taxonomy places the organism in Eukaryota, Metazoa, Arthropoda, Insecta, Hymenoptera, Apidae. The record is from RefSeq and is a predicted model, not a curated record.
GUGCACCAAGAAAACGAGUCACUUCGCGCGUGUACGUGUGUUCGAGGCAGUACACGGUGGAAUGUUAGUGGCGGAAAGUUGGUCCGUUUUCAGUUGGUUGCGAAAUCCCUCGUCACGCGACAACAGGGAAGGAAGACGAGAAGGAAGAAAGGAAGGAAGGAAGUCGACGCUGGUGGAGGAGGCAUUAUUAAAUCGGCCGGCCCGUAAUCCGGUCGUGUUGCUCGCGUUUACGUGGCCGAGGCGAAAACUAUGCGGCACGAGGCACGAUGAAGGGGCCAAGAAUCGGUGGCCUACCGAGCGGGAAAAAGCUGGACUUCUGCCAGGAGCCGCGUCACACUUGGACAGUGUUGCUGGUGUAUUUGGGCAUCUGCGCCUUGCUGCCUGUCACGAUUCUCUCCGCGCCUGUGCAACUUCGUGAAAUAUCGAAGGAGGGCUCGCAGCGGCGUCCAAACGAUGCCAAUAAUGACUCAGCCGAAGGGGAUUUGCCCGUUUUUGAACCGACAGCGGCGAACGUCAGCGCAUUCGUCGGACAGACCGUGUACCUGCCAUGCCGCGUGCGAAAUUUGGGAGAUAAAGUGGUGUCCUGGAUGAGAAGCAAGGACCUCCACAUUCUCACGUCGGGAAAUACUCUGUUCAGCUCGGAUACGAGAUUCGGGCCUCAGCAUACACCGGGUAGCGACGCGUGGACGCUCAGGCUGGACAACGCUAGGAAGACAGACAGCGGCAAGUACGAAUGCCAGGUGAACACCGAGCCCAAAAUGAUGUAUGCUGUUCAGCUGUCCGUGCGAGAUCCUGACAAACCGGAGGGUUACGACGAGCCACACUCUCAGCAGACGCGAAUAAGUUACGAGAGCACGGCACCAGUGGCUGCCAUAAUGGGUCCACGGGAGCAGAGGGUGCCAUCGGGGUCGACGAUCACCUUGAGAUGCGUCAUAUUGUCCCCGUAUCAGACGCGGCCCAUCAGGGGCGUGCAAUGGCUCCGGGAUAACAAACUCCUAACAUUCCAGGCUGCGCGAGGGGGAAUAAACGUGGAGACUGAAAGAGGCGCGGCUCGAACAGUCUCGGAAUUGACUCUNNNGGCGGUCACGCCGCACGACGUCGGAAAAUAUUCGUGCAGACCAACAGAGGGACGAACCGACACUGUAAUGCUGAUCGUCGAACCAGGAGAACGUACGGAAGCCAUGCAACGUGACGCCGGAUACGUCUCUGGCGGAUGUGACGUCAGGCACUGGGCCGGGCUUCUACUUCCGUUCUCGUGGUUUCUAAUACUCGCACGAAACAGCCAAACUUUCCUGCAAUAGCGCACACUACGACAGUAUUUCACGCGCGUUUCUCUCGUCCUGUCCCUAUUCUCUCGUUCUUCCCGUCGACGGGAGAGAAAGUACCUAGAAAUUCGACCAAACAGCGAAUAGAUCGUAAGUUAGAUACGUAGGAAUUAUUGAUAAGAGGGUAACGAGGAGCCAUUACACGUAACAGAAACACCGCCAUGGUGUUCCCAUUUGAAUUUCACAGCCAACUCGAUUUACAGAGAUUAUUCGCAGCUUACACGGCGUGCUUCAUGAAAUAAUUCUGAAAUUCAUUUCGAGAUUGAUUUGAUUGAAAAGAGAAUUGAUUCCAGUUUGAAGAACACAGAUGAAAAACAUGAUAAAUAGAUUGUGUAUAUUUAUGCAAAUUUGUAUUUUUAUGAAUACGAUUAAAAAUAUGGAAGCUAGCAAGAAAUUUGUUUCUCCUACUAUAUGUUAUAAUUGGUACUGUAUUUUGGAUAUUUUAUACACUUUUGCGCAGUACGCGUAUUCUGUGCAAAGUCAAUUCUGUUCGCAGUCUAACGUUGAGUCUUUAUAAAAGAACAACGAUCAUUGUCAUAGUUUUACCAUGUGUUCUUCGUUCUUUUUGGCUAUGGAGUUACUUCUAUCGUAUUGCGUGUCUGGCAAUAACUAACAAAACGAUGCAUAGAAUACGUAGCGGUGAUGGUGGAUAGUUAAGUGGAAUCGAUUAGGAUAGUUUAACAGCAAUCGACAAUUAUUGAAACACUAGAGAACAUCCGCGCUUCGCGAACCACUCUGUAUCUCCGAGAUUACUUUAAAAACCGACGCAUCGCGAUGGUUCGCUCGUUUUUUAAUCGGAAGCAAAUUUCAAAUAUUUGAAUUUACGAAAUGACGGUGUGGAAAUAACGAGUCGUUUAGUCGGUUCACAGUGCUUUCCGCGUUACUCUUCCUCCUUCAAUGUUGAAUUUCCGCACGAUGUGGAUAUUCUCUUUAAGAAUUAUUAAGAAGAUCGAGCAAUCCGGGGCAAUUCGUCGGAAAAAGUGGUAGAAACGAGAGUCGUUGAAGGAACCUUUGGUAAAUUUAUUUUUUACGUAAAUAAUUCAGUAAGUGAGCCGCAGCAACGAUCUGAGAACGGUGUCGGAACGUCUUUUUCACUACGCCCUUGCAAUUCACGACGCUUCUUUGAGCGUCCCUCUUCAAGUCAAUGGGAUUAAAGUGGCCGAGUAACGUCAAAGGAUGUGCAAGUAAUUUGAUAUCCUGUAUCUUAACUCCGCCGAUGCCUCUUUGUAACCAGGGAACAGCAUUAAUGAAAUUUUUUUCUUCAUUCGUAAUUCUUCAUUCGUGGAACAUGAGAAAAAUAACAACCGUUUGCGAUAAUUUUACACAUGAAUGUCGCGUGGCUUUCAAUUAUUUUGCCACUCGGAUGUGGCAAACAAACCAAUUUUCUUUUAUUUCCCUUUCCGACAUUUCUCUGUUUUAUUGUUACAGAAGUAGAUAAAAGAAUGUUUAAAAUUGGAAGUAUGAAUUAGUAAUUUUUAUGCUAGACGUCCUUUAUCGUAUUAAUAAUAAUCAUCUAUUUUUAAAUUAGGAAAUGGAAUCUUCCUAAAUUUCCAAGCGAAUUUGAAUUCCAUUACAAAUUCAAGUUUACACUGAAAGCAAUUAGAGAGGAUCAAUGAACAAUGCAAACAUAAUUCAAUUCGUAGAAUUAUGACGUGCUUUCGUACUAUGUAUCUUACGAAUUUUCUUUACCACGUUAUAUAUAUAAUAUGAUUAACUUAAUUCUCAGAAAACGAUGGUUUUUCUUUACGAAAUUGGUCAAUUUAGUCUCGAUAUGGCUUGUUAAACGUACAAUUCGCAGUUAUCCUCGCUAGUUUCAGGUUUAUUUAUGAGCGUACCUUAACGGUCUUAAACGGUCUUAAACACGCACAAUUAACGCCACGGUUAAGAUAGUAUUUAUUAUUACGAUACCUUAAGUAGACUUUUGAUCAUUAUUGAAACGAAUUUGUCUGUAUAUUAGAAACAAUAGGUUUAUAACAGCACAAAGAUAUUUAACUGUACCUCUAAAAUAUUUAAACACGCUUUGUACGAUAUUUCUAAAAUAAAACCUCUCGAAUCG